Molecule: messenger RNA, 2661 nt
Organism: Phragmites australis (common reed)
Lineage: Eukaryota; Viridiplantae; Streptophyta; Magnoliopsida; Poales; Poaceae
Product: flocculation protein FLO11-like
Exons: 3
Coding region: 443-2440 (665 amino acids)
Molecular function (GO): calmodulin binding
Source: RefSeq, a predicted model, not a curated record
AGUAGAUCUUAUCAUCACUUUAAGAUCUACGUUAAAAAUAAAUAGCGACUAUUUAGAUAGUGCUAUCCGAGAAUAUAUAGCAACGCUAUAUAGAAUUUAUUUCUCAUAUCUCCCUCCCUCCUCGCUUUCUUCCAUCUCCACCUCCUCCAAGCUCCACCUCAUCAGCAACAUCUCUCUCUCUCUCUCUCUCUCUCUCUCUCUCUCUCUCUCUCUCGCUUCCGAUCGUUCAGUUCAGGCGAGACAAACAAAACGGCAAGCAGUUGCUGCUAGCCCGUUCGGCGGCGGCGGCGAGCAGAAGCUAUUCUUCUCGUCGCGUCCCCGGCGUUGCUUGAUCUGCCUCCGUAAUUGACCCGACCUAUCGUCGCUCCGCCUCCGCCUUUCUUGACUUCGCCGUGCGCCUCUGGAUUGCCAUCAAGAACCGGCGAGAGCACCUGUGCUUCUAAUGACUGAAGAAGUGAUCAAAGAGGUUAUCACCUCAACUCCUGUAUCAGCUGAACCAAAAAUCGAAGAUCAACUGAUAAAUUCUCCAGCUAUUAUAGAUGGCAACAGCGUGCAACCUGAUCCUAAGAGGAAGGAGAAGCCAGUCCCUCAUUACCUAAGACCAUCCACUAGCUCUUGCCAUGACAACUGCAAAUUUGGGAUCCGGCAUUCCUCUGAAUCCAAGAAAUACUGGCCUGUUCGUCGUGCACAAUUGCGCCGUGCGAGCACUGGGAACCAGGAAUGCAACCGGGCUGAAAUCAUACUACCACAAAGAGCUAGGCGAAGCAAGGACCAGAAGCUGAAGAUUUGUCAUGUAAGAGAUGGUAAUACUGCUGCUCCUGCUAAGCUUGAAUUCACCAGUCCCAAGGCACCACUGGAAAGAGCAGCUGAUCAUUCUGACAGCACUCCCUGCGUAGAAGAAUUUUUGUCAGCUGAAGCAUCUGAACCUUUUGUGGCUGGAAACGUACCAACUGAUGCAAAAUGCUUCGUCAUCUCUCAUGAUGAUGUGGCAGACUGUGGAGAUGGAGAGCCAUCUGAUGGGGCUGUUAGCAUUGAGCUGGAGAUGCCAUUAGCCAUCCAGGACAGCUAUGCAUCCGAUGAAAACAUGGAGGAUGCCAUUCUGCCUUCCGAGGAUGUACACGAAGAUGGAGAAAAUUCACUUCUGGAACUUGUGUCUGAUCAAUCAGCAAAUGAUCGUGCAAGUUCAGAGAAGAGGAUUACUCAGAUUGCGAUGGCCUCGGAGAAGCAUGAACAGGCUGGGCUUGGGACUAAAUCAAAGAGUUCAGCUAAUGAGUCUGUAAAACCGAAGGCGAAAGCAACAUCGAGUGUAACCAGAAACACUGUCUCAACCCAGAAUAGCAGAAGAAAGUCGCAUCCGAAGGCUACAGGUGCAACUGUUGAAAUCUCAAGCGGACCAAACACAAUGAGAAAAAGGGCAGAUGCUAGUGGUACGACAAAGUUCAGUAGGGAGAAGAAAUUCAGCCCUACUGUUUCAUCAGCUGUGCCAAAGGUUAAGGAGAUCAAUGUACCAUCACCAUCUAACGCGACCGAUUCAUCUGCCAAACCUGCUAGAUUGGCAAAGCUGAAGGCUUCAGGAGCGAAAAGCGCUCCGUCUCCAUCGCUUUCUUCAGGGAAAAUGACUGACCGAAAGAUGACAGUGAAGAAUUUUGUCAAGAAUGCUCAAGUUUUGCAAAAUAAGGGAGAAGAGAAGGUAAUAACAGGUCCAGUGAAACUGUUUCGUUCUGUAAACAUGCCUGCCAAGCCUAUCUCGAGUGUAAAAUUGAGAGUAGUCAGAAAAGAAAAAAUUGCUCCCCCAAUCAAGAACAUUAGGAAGGUUUCUGGAACAGAAAAUUCUGCUGCUGAUGCUAAGGAUGCUAAAGAGAGAGUUUUGAAGACGGCUUCACCGAAAGUGCGAAAACCAGAGGUUAACAAUAAAGAGAGCAGACCUCGCAAAGAAAAAUCUGCCAAACCAAGAACUGCAACUGCAAGGCGACCAAAGCCUGCACCCACCAUCCCCUCGAGCAAUGCGACGCAGCCGCCGCCUCGCAAGCUGACGUUCCGGCGCGGCAAGGUGCUGAACCCCGACGACAACAGCAACACCGCCCCGAGACGGCUCCAGUUCAGGCCUGCCAUGGCCGCCGCAGACACGACCGGCAGGAGCAGAGGCGGCAGGGUCAGCACCGGCAGGAGGGUCGGCAGCAGCGCUGCAGGGGCGAGAGAUGCAGGCACCUCACGAGCCGAGGUGGUCGUCCUGCGGCGGAGGCAGGACGGCGGCGGGGAGGGGAAGAGGCAGGAGCAGGGGCUGUUCAACAACGUGAUCGAGGAGACGGCGAGCAGGCUUGUCGCCGAGGCGAGGAAGAGCAAGGUGAAGGCGCUAGUCGGCGCCUUCGAGACCGUGAUCUCGCUGCAGGAAGGCAGCAAGGCUGCUGCUCCGGCGACGGCGGCAGGUGUGGCACCAUGAGCGCUUCUUGAUCCGGAGCUAGCGCGCUUUCGUCGUCUUGAAUCCGUGGAGUUCGUGUAAAUGUGGCACAAAUUUGAGGUUUGCGUGUUUUUCUUCGUAAUAAUAUAAUGAUCUGUAGCUCUCGACAAAAAGGGCUUGUACAUUUGGAGAUCUUCAUAGGAUUUCUCGUGCUUGAUCGAUCCGUGAAGUUAGAGAGAUGUCGUGAGGAUUUGCGUUUGUGA